CUAGUAGUACCUUGAUUUCCCUCUCCUUCAUUAAACAAAAGAUUACAUGGGGAAUUGCUUUGCUCUUGAGGAGAGAGAAGUGAUCAAAAUCAUGAGAGUGGAUGGCAAAAUCCUCCAAUAUAAACCACCCAUGAAGGUUCACCAAGCACUAGAAAAGUUUCCGAACCAUGCGAUCUCUGAUUCGUUCUCCACCGUGCGUUAUCUCAACCCGUCAACCAAUAUGAGAGGCGGGCGGCUGUACUAUCUUCUACCUCUGAAGAAAACGCCAAUAACUGAAGCUGUAUUCGAAGACGGUGUGAUCAGAAUCAAAUUAGUUAUUACUAAGCAGGCAUUAAAAGAUAUGCUAAGAAAAGAGAUUAUAUCUCUGGACGAUGUUAUCUCUCUUUGCCAAAGAGAAUCACGAGAAACUGCCAAGAGCGACGAAAAAGGUUGCGCGGGGUGGCAACCAGCUCUCCAAAGCAUACCAGAAGGGAAUGAUUUCUUGUAAGGGCUUUACAUAUGUUUGUGAAAAGAAAUUAAAGAGAUUGUACAAUAUUUUAUAGUCCAUGUACUACAUAGAGAUGUAGCUAAGCUAGGCUUAAAGUUUUUUCUCUUAAAGAUUAUUGUGUAAAAGAAAAGUAUAGAGAGCAUACUAUUGUUCUUAUGUCAAAGGUUUUGUUCAUGAGAUAUUAAUAAUGUUUA
Ananas comosus (pineapple) is the source of this 681-nucleotide messenger RNA. RefSeq lists its product as uncharacterized. Lineage: Eukaryota; Viridiplantae; Streptophyta; Magnoliopsida; Poales; Bromeliaceae. The coding region runs from base 47 to 487 and encodes 146 amino acids. The transcript has a single exon. The record is from RefSeq and is a predicted model, not a curated record.